Lasiosphaeria miniovina is the source of this 1560-nucleotide messenger RNA. Its product is annotated as general substrate transporter. The transcript has 6 exons. Gene Ontology annotation, molecular function: carbohydrate:proton symporter activity. Gene Ontology annotation, biological process: carbohydrate transport; transmembrane transport. Lineage: Eukaryota; Fungi; Ascomycota; Sordariomycetes; Sordariales; Lasiosphaeriaceae. Bases 1 to 1560 code for a protein of 519 amino acids. Gene Ontology annotation, cellular component: membrane. The record is from RefSeq and is a predicted model, not a curated record.
AUGGGAAUUCUCGACAAGAAGCCUCAGGCCGAGGCGUACGAAGCUGCCACGGCCGAGGCGCCUCAGUUUGAGCAUGUUGAGUGGAGGAAAGACCCUGGCCUCCGCAAGCUGUACUUCUAUUGUGUUAUUCUCUGCGUCGCCUCUGCCACCACCGGAUACGAUGGCAUGUUCUUCAACAGUGUGCAGAACUUUGAAGUGUGGAAAGACUUCUUCGGACAUCCAGAGGGAUCGACGCUGGGUCUCCUCGGUGCCCUUUACCAGAUUGGUAGCUUGGUUUCUAUCCCGUUGGUUCCACUCUUCACCGACAACGUUGGCCGCAAGAUCCCCAUCGCCAUUGGCUGCGUUAUCAUGAUUAUCGGCUCGAUCCUACAAGGAAGUUGCCAGAACAUUGGCACGUUUAUGGGUGGCCGUGUCCUUCUAGGCUUCGGAAACAGUCUGGCUCAGAUUGCGUCUCCCAUGCUUCUUACCGAACUGUGCCACCCCCAGCACCGUGGACGUCUCACCACGGUCUACAACUGCCUGUGGAAUGUCGGCGCCCUGUUGGUUGCUUGGAUCUCGUUUGGUACCGCCUAUACCAAGAACGAGUGGUCGUGGCGUAUUCCGGCUCUGCUGCAGGCCCUUCCCUCGGUGAUCCAGCUCGUCUUCAUCUACUGGGUACCCGAGUCACCCAGAUACCUAAUGGCCAAGGACAAGCACGACAAGGCGUUGGAGAUCCUCGCCAAGUACCACGCCAACGGGAACAAAAACCACCCCACUGUGCUUUUUGAGUACCGCGAGAUCAAGGAAACGAUCCGUUUGGAAAUGGAAGUCAAGACAAACAGCAGCUACGCCGACUUCUUCCGGACCAAAGGCAACCGUUACCGCUUCGUGGUCCUCUUGUCUCUCGGCAUCUUCAGCCAGUGGUCUGGCAAUGCCAUCAUCUCCAACUAUUCCAAUCUGCUGUACACGACGGCCGGAGUCACGGACGAGACGGCCAAGCUUGGUCUCUCUGCUGGUCAGACCGGGCUAUCCCUCAUUGUCUCGCUCACCAUGGCUCUGCUGGUUGACAAGGUCGGGCGUCGGCCCAUGUUCCUCGCCGCCACGGGUGGCAUGUUCGUGACAUUCGUGCUUUGGACGCUGACUUCGGGCCUGCACGACGAGUACAACUCGCCCGGCGCCGGCCAGGCCAUGAUCUUCUUCAUCUGGGUUUUCCAAAUCUGCUACUCGCUCGCGUGGUCCGGUCUUCUUGUCGGCUAUGCCAUCGAGAUCUUGCCGUACAAGCUGCGCGCUAAGGGUCUCAUGAUUAUGAACGUCUCGGUGCAGUCGGCGCUCACGCUGAACACGUACGCAAACCCGCUCGCGUUCCAGUACUUUGAUGGACACAGCUGGAAGUUCUACCUCAUCUAUACGUGCUGGAUCUUCCUCGAACUCGUCUUUGUCUACUUCAUGUACGUCGAGACAAAGGGCCCUACGCUCGAAGAGCUUGCCAAAGUCAUCGACGGCGACGAGGCCGAGGUUGCCCACGUGGAUAUCCACCAGGUCGAGAAGGAGGCGCAGAUCAACGAGGAGAGGGUUGCCUAG